Molecule: messenger RNA, 4967 nt
Organism: Acanthaster planci (crown-of-thorns starfish)
Lineage: Eukaryota; Metazoa; Echinodermata; Asteroidea; Valvatida; Acanthasteridae
Gene: hmg20a
Product: high mobility group 20A
Biological process (GO): regulation of gene expression
Cellular component (GO): nucleus
Source: RefSeq, a predicted model, not a curated record
UUUAGUAAAACGAAUUUGCCGAAAAUCGUAACAAAAAGAUGUAGAAGUCAUGGAAGCGAUGAACAAAAUUUAAUUGCAAUCUGCCGGUUUUCAAUAUUAACUAUUUUCUGACUAAGGUAAUUCAGAUAAAGCUGUGCAUCUUCAUUCUGGAAGAAUGGAUCUUGGUGACAGUAGCUCAAGUCAUACCCUCAUACCCCCAUCAACGGGCUCAUCUGGUCUCUUCAACUACUCGGGGUUUGAGGACGAUGUCACCAAAGACUCAUCACAUCUAUCUGUGGAUGCUAGCGGCUUCCCUUCUAGUAACGGAGCUAACAUGACUACGAGUCUCAGCCAAUCCAUGACCAACCCUGAGAUUAUCACAGAUAUCUCACAAGUCGAGAUCCUUCAGCAGGACACUUCUCAAGAUGUUCCAGAUGUUAAUAAGGAAGAGCCUACAAAGAGCAAAGCCGGCUGGACCAAGGGAAAGAAACGACGUAGGCUGAAGGACGUAAAUGCUCCCCGGGCGCCGCUGACUGGCUACGUACGCUUCCUGAAUGACCGACGUGAUAAGGCCAGGGCCGACAACCCCAACAUGUCGUUUGCCGAGAUCACACGCAUGUUGGGCAAAGAAUGGACAACGUUGUCACAGAGCGAGAAACAGCGUUAUCUGGACGAAGCAGACCGCGACAAGGAGAGAUACGUGAAGGAGUUGGACCAAUACCAACAGACGGAAGCCUACAGAGUCUUCACCAAGAAACAACAAGAGAGAAAGAAGAAAGGAGAGGCGGGGGAAGAGGGUGAGACACAGACCAACGGAACCGGACUAGAGUACACAGAUGAGGUGAGGAUGGAUGAUGAGUUACCAGGGUUUGAUGUUCCCAUCUUCACGGAAGAAUUCCUCAACUACAACAAAUCUCGAGAAAACGAGUUGCGUCAGCUGCGCAAAUCCACAACGGAGUAUGAGGAACAGAACGCCAUCCUACAGAAACACAUUGACAACAUGAAGGCAGCAAUUGCCAAGCUAGAGACAGAAGCCACGCAGCAGCGCAACACCAACCUAACGCUGCAGCAACACCUACAAGCUCUGCGAGUCUCUCUCACCACUAGCUUUGCUGCAGUUCCCCUCCCUGGCACGGAGGAGACGCCUACCUUGGCUACCAUCGACACGUACAUGAACAAGCUACAUCAGUUGAUUCUAGACUCACCCCAGGAAAAUGCCAACCUCAUUGCCACUGUCAGGGAAAUUGUAGGAAAACUGGAUCUUCAGAGUGAUCCUAAGUUAUGACCUGGAGAUGACACCUGGCACAGAGAGCGCUUGACAUCAGGGUAAUCAACGCCUUGUUACGUCAGUUCUUCUGAUGGUUGUGACUGGAGUAAAUUGCAUUGAACCACGUAAAGACCAGCAGUAACGUUAUACAAAUGAUUGUAGACAAACUAGGCUAAACAAAUAAUUGUAGACCAACUAGGCCCACCGUUGAAGCACAUUUCAACAUUUCAUGCAUAUUCAUGUAUGAAGACUUCAUUUCAAUCAAUAUUUUGAACUUAACUUGACCUCAUAUAUACUUUCUGCCCAAAAUGUUUGUAAACAGAUCAGAUUGUUUGUUAGCAUGGAUUGUGUGCUAAACAGACCUGUGAAGUCAGUUUUUGACUUAUAGAUUCUUCAAAGCAACCUUAUACCUGUAGUCUGUGUAGUCAUCAUUGUUUAAGACAGUGGGCCAAGCCUGAACCACCAAUGCUGGUAGGAUAUUCUUACUUAUAGUACAUGUACAUGUCUAGCAUGUACAUGUAUCAGCCGGUCAGUAUUCAGAAAAUAUGCAUACAAUAGCUGUCAAAAUAAAAUAUCCUUACACAUCACUAAUGUAGAAUUAGAAAUUUACUUAGCAAACCUAAGGAUCAGGUCCUACUUUACAAAAAUGUAAAGAGUGAAGCAAAUUUGAUAUCACAGAUGUUUGCUGCCAACUUUGCUUAAUUUGUUAUGUGUCUAACAUUUGUGAAUUUUGCAGCAUGAAUACUUCAUCUGACGUCACUAAAUCACAUAUGCGUUUGCUUUCUUGCCAAACAUAAACCAGCCAUCAAAUAAUGAAUAGUUCUAACACCGCCCCAAAACAAUUAAAAGAAUUUCUCUUUUUGACAAUCAUUUGAGUAGUUGGCUACCUGUGUAUCAAACCUUGACUACUUCCCUGGUAUCGGGAGACUAACCCUGCUCAUGCAAUGUGUAAGUAACUCCAGCCAAAUUCUGAGAUGAAGAGGCAAUUACAUUGGUGCGAUAUUCCCGUGAUAUUGACCUUCAGUUGCUGAUGUUGUAUAUAGUUGUACAUGUACACUGUUCGUACUAUUUAAUGAAGUACCUGUUUUUGUUGCAUGGGGUCCUGUGUACAUAGUAGCAGGUGCCAGCACUAAAUGUUUGUUUUAGAAGCAGGUGUUUUUUAAAUGUUUAAUAGUUUAAUUUGAUCUUGUUUUACAGUAUGCAUGUCUUGUAUUGGUUCUGGCUUUUUGUGACUGGAAAGUGUGAAAUACAGUCAGAUUUGUUAACAUCAGAGUUACAAUUUUCUUGAAAAAGGUAAUCACUUGGAACAUUUGAUUUCAUAUGUUAUAAUAAAAGUCAGAUCACUAAUUUUUGUUGGAGUCACAUAAAAUUGGUUGGUCCUGUUGGAUCUGAUUUUUCCAAGGUUUACCUUUUGUCUCAUCCUUUGAUAAAGGCUUCUAUCAGGGAUGCCAGUUUGUCAGUUUUCAGGCAAGUCUGAUUCAGGCUUUCUCGUGUACAAUGUUGGACUAAUUUUAUACGUUAACAAAGUAUAUUAUAUUUAGGGCUUCUCUGGUCCUCUUUUUAGGCUCUGGAUAAGAACUUGACGGGCAUCUCUGUUCUGUGUGAAUCGCAGCUUGGUAGCUGUGAAGUUAUGAGUAUUAUUGUCAUUGAUGUUUGAGCAGGGAUAUUCAUGCACAGUAAAUAUUGACUUUGAUUCACUUGAACUCUAAAGAAGCCACCCUUUCAAUGGGGGGGGUGUCAAAGUUGGGAUUGUAGUAUACCAUGUCUUUGUAAAACUUGGCAUGCAUACGGAGACAUUCAUUAUGAGUGUAGCUGUUCAGAAUAGGGCUUUCUUGAGGUCAUUUAUAAUUCGGAGGUGCUGCACUGAACAUGCUACAAUGAGAAAAGGUAACAUUUUGAGCAAGCCUGUCUCACAAAUGGGCCUUUUGUGAGGAUAGUAGGUCCAAUUUUCAUGACAUUGAUUUGAAAUGAUUGUAAGAUAUUUCAAAAACUUGUGAAGACUUGGCACAAAGAAAUUUGCUUUGAAUAUAUUGGAAAAAAUGUCGGGGAUAUUGAAAACCUUACGGCUUUUUUAAAGAUUAAGUAUGCCGGAAACAGUUGUAGGAUUUAUCAGCAGAAAUGUCUGUGCCUAGUGACACAAAAUAAGACCCCAGAUUAACAUUAACAGAGUGCAUAUUUAACAAGGUCAAUGGUAUCAGGUUAAUUCAGUGCACUGAUGCUAUUGAUAGAAGAAAGACUUCAUUGCUGCAACACGCAUGGAGAUCAGGACUUGCAGUGCCUUUGUACUGAGUGAAGCCACUGGCGGCCAUUUUACUGUGCCAAAUACAAAGGCAAUGGUAGGCUCACUUGCCAUUAUAACUGUUGAUGCUUCAAAACGAAUUGGGAUAUUGGCGAGCAGACCAUUGUAUUACCUUCAUAUUGGGCACAGUAAGAUGGCCGCUGGUGGCUUCAGUGAUGUGUACUGAUUAAGGGCAUUGCGUGUCAUGGUUAUUUAAAUGAAAUCCAUGGCAACACCUUGCAGCCCACCUGGCAUUUACUUGUGUUCUGGAAUGCCCAUAUUGUUCAGACAGGCUCUUCAGAACAGGUUCAAAGUUACUUUCAUUGCUUAUGUGUUUCCAGGAGGAAGAUUGUUUUACUUGGUUUUGCAUCACCACCUGCACAUGUAGUUUCAAUCUUAAUGCUUGUAAGCAGGGCCCAAUUUCGUGGUUCUAUGCUUACGAUCUCCAUUCUGUGCCAACCGCGUAAGCAAAAAAUUCUGCGCUAACCCUUUAAGUACAGAAUCCUUAGUUGUGGGAUGUACGCAUAUGCACAAGCCAAAAUUCCUCACUAACUCAUGAAACAUGUUUGCCGUAAGCACAGAAUUUUCUAUGGUACGCGAUGAUUUUUCCCUUACGGUAAGCAGCACAGUGAAAUUGGGCCCAGAUAUAAAGCCGAUACAAGAGAUAACACUAAAGGGUCUUUGGGGUUGGAUGGACCUCGGCUUUUUAAUUUUUUUGCAGUGGUUGUGGCUACAUUUACAACAUCCAUUCAAAACGUGUUCAGGCAUUGUCCAGUGAGGCAACCAUGUUCAUUGUUGUAGAAGGUUUUCAAAAGGUCCGUUAUUUGCUGCACCCAAGAAAUUCUGAGAAUUAGAAUUGUCUGCAAAGAUAUCAGCUGUAUUAUAACUUAAACAUGACGAACAGAUGUUCUUUUGUGGCGCAUGUACACAUAAUUUCAGUUCAAAUAAUCCUUCCCCCAAAAGGGGAAUGGAUAAUUAGAUUAUAGCUGUACAUGUACUUAUUUGUCAUCAGGAAACUGAGAGUGUUGUUUCAUUGCAGUUCUGCCACCGAACAUGAACAUCAGCCUCAUCCGAUAGUGGGCCUAACAUUUUGAUCCUAACAUUUGAGACAGAUUUUUCAAGGAUCAAUUAUGCUAGGCCCUCCAACUUGCAAGCUCUGUGCAAUGAAUAUUUCUGGUUUCUCUUGUCAGAAGUUUUGACACACUUUAUUUUUGUGCAAAUCAGUCAUAAUUUAACCAAAACUACCCCAUAUAAUUUGAAAGAGAAGCUACACCAACAACUUGUUGAAUCAGGGUUGUUUUAUCCUCGGUAUGGUUGUUGAUGAGCCUGGUAUCUUGUUCCAGUCUGUAUAGGCUUUAAGAUGUGGCCAUAGUUUUUCUUAAUCGCUCUUUGUUAAACACGAACUUGUUGGCAAUCAAUCAAAUAAAUCAACAAGCCAUUUAU